AUGUCAAUGUGGUCAACAAUGGAUUUUAGCCUUUUUCUAUAUGAUCCACAAAUAGAAGAUUAUUUUUGGGCAAUACUACUUGCUAUUCCUCUUUCUAUAAUAAUUAAAUUAGUUUUAGAAUUAAAAAAUAAUCAAAAUAAUAAUAAUGAUUUAAAAUUAAACAUAAAUGACCCGGUAUAUAUUUUAGAUGAUAAACUAAUUAAAAUAUAUCAAUCUAUUAAAAACAACAGAAUUAUCGAUGAAAAUAUUAUAAACCAAUUUAUUUCAGAAUUCAUGGAACUACUUUUAGAGAAAGGUUUCAGUGACGACCACACCUAUUUUAUUGCAACUUCAUUUAAGGUGUUAGAAAUAUUAAUUAUAAAAAACAAAAAAAAAGCAAAACAAUUUUAUAAUUACAAUUAUAUAGAAGCUUUAAUAUAUUUUUUAAAUUAUCCAAAUAAAGCAUAUUCGGCAAAUUUAUUACAAGUUUUAUUAAAAAUUGUUCGUUUUGACAAAAGAUCAAAACAAAUAAUUUUAAAUAGUAAAACUAUUUUACAAAUAAUUGAAAUAUUAGACAAUUUAGAAAAUAAAAACUUUCAAUAUUAUGAAUAUAAAAUUUUAUGUGAAGUUCGCUCUUUUCCAGAAUCAAUGCAAUACCUAAUACCACAUUUAAAAAAGGAACUAAUAUUCCAACUUUAUGAAAAUGAAGAUACUGAAAAAGAUAGAAAUAUCAUUUGUAUAUGCAAAAGUUUAAAUAUACAUUGUGUAUAUUUAUAUAACAAUAUUUUUGGUGACGAAGGUGACAAUAACAUUUUCAAUGAAUAUACCUACAACAAUAUCAAUGAAUAUAAUAAUAUUAUUGAAACAAUAUUAGUUUUAUCAUACUAUGAGAAUAAAAAAGUUCAACUACACUCUUUAGAUGUAUUAUUCAGCUAUAUAAGACUAAACAUAAAUAACCAAAAUCUAUUAAAACAAAACUGUGGUUUCAUUAAAAGAAUCUCCUCAAUCCUAGAUCAAGAGACAAGCGAUAUAAACUUAGAUAUCCGUAUUAAAAAGACUUGUAUGUUUAUUAUCCAUUUUUUAAUAACUAAUCCUGAUCCAUGUACUCAAAUAGUUUUAAAUAGUGAUGCUCCUCAAAAAGCCAACUCAUUUAUUAUUCAAACAUUAGAAAAAAACAAUUAUAAAAUUGUUCAUAAUAGUAGAGAACAAAGUAUAAUAGCAAGUGGUUUAGGAAUAUUACGUGGAGUAGUUACCAAUGGUACUCAAAAACAUAGAAACAAUAUUGUAAAGGAAGGGUGUUUAAAAUAUUUAUCAAAGCUUCUAUUUAUCCCAUCAUUGGUACCAGGAAGGGUAUAUGAAAUCUUAUUUUGUUUAGAAGGACUUUUAAAAGCUGGCAACAAAAGUGAAAAUGAAAUAGUAGAUUUGACCACAAUGGACAACAAACCCCUUUGUUUAAAUAAUUCUUAUGUAGAACUUUUUAUUGAAAACAAUAUUUUUUCAGAUCUUGCCAAAUUCCGUAAUGAAAAUAAAGAUAAUAUAAACCUAGCGCUCUAUGAUAAAAUUUUGCUUUCAAUUAUAUUAUCUCAUGGAGAAACCUACCAAUUAAAAAAAUCAAGAAAAUCAUAUAAAUAA
This is a messenger RNA of Dictyostelium purpureum, 1611 nucleotides long. RefSeq lists its product as uncharacterized. The transcript is spliced from 3 exons. The record is from RefSeq and is a predicted model, not a curated record. The coding region runs from base 1 to 1611 and encodes 536 amino acids. NCBI's taxonomy places the organism in Eukaryota, Evosea, Eumycetozoa, Dictyosteliales, Dictyosteliaceae.